AUGAUAUCUACAAUCCAUCUACCCAGAGAGAAGGGUCAGCGCAAAGAUUGUAAGAAGUAUAUCAUGCCAUCUCUCUUUGGUGAAACAGUGGUGAAGAGUUAUUUUCUUCCCCUUGCGUUUCAGUGCGACCGGAAACCAGAUGUCCAAAGGAGAUGUGAUGCUUCCAAUUGUGCGUUGACUGGAGAAGAACCAUGGCAGAUAUUCGAAGGUUGCUGGCAUUCAUUUCACAAUGAGUGCUUAGCUGGUUGUCAGCACUGUUCUAUCUGCCAGGAUCACCUCAAGAAUGUAGUUAAGAAUCUCUCCGCCUCAGCAAAUGCAACACUACUUGAGGGUCUUGAUGAUAAUGAGUCACCUGAAGCAAACAGAAAUAGUGCAGGUGAUGAUGAUGAUGACACCAUUGACGAUUUUGAAGUAAUACCAGAGACCAACUACGAAGCUGUUGUGAGUCAUCUUAAUGAAAAGUCAUUAAACUGAACCCACAACUUCCAUCUAAAACUGAAAUAGUACAAGAAGCACCAGACAGUAUAAAGAUUAGAAAGCCACCUCAUUGCUCCAAAUGUUACAUGUAAGACUACAAUCAGUGACAAAACACUUUGGACAAAAUAGCUAAACAGCGUACGUUUACAACAUAAUCGACCCGCCCGCACCCCCCCCCCCCCGUUCAAUGUUGUGUGUGGAAAUACCUGCGCAAAAUGUUCCUUGCCAGCCACCCAACAUUGUUUAGGGUGGGGGAGGGAGGGAUAGUGGCUUUAUGCUGAACAGUAUUGGGAAAUGCGGAGAUAUGUAUAUAUUAUACCACUGUCCAAAAACAUUUUGUCACUGAUCGUAUUCAACUGGCAGAAUAUUGUAUCAUAAAUAUCAAGUAUUUAUUACAUGUUCAGCCUUGAUUAAAAAGUUUAAAUUUACCAAGUACCUGAACAAGUGUUUACCCAUUAUUUGGCUGGUCGGCUCAUAAUAAAGUAAUUUCAGUUAAGCGUGAUAUAGGUAUAAAUUCAUACACGUAUAAAUGGCUUAAAAUGUAGGGUUGGGGAAACCAUCCCUUAUACAGUGAUGCGAGUUUUUGCAGGUCUUAGAAGGUGACACGGUUCAUUUUCCAGCCCCGAAAAAUCAGAUGAGCGAAUAUAUUGUUCUCGAGAGGGACACGCCAUUCUUUGCAACGAGUGACGCCCCACUUAUUUUAAUUAACAAUGGAUCUAUUGAUCGCGUGAACACAGAAAUGAUGAAUGUAAGAUGGCGAAUGUUUCCGCUUCAUAAACAAAUUCCGCGUGAUGAACAAAGAAACAUUGCGGCUUGCGCUCGAUGCUUUGCUGAGUUAAUAUUAUACGCUGAACCACAUGUGAUCUAUAAUGAUGUAUUUUAAUUUAACGUAGGCUACAUUUUUUACCCUCUAGGAGCCACUGUUGCUUGUGAGCAACAUUGUAUGUAUACCCCCUUCCUAGUCGCCAAUAUAAAUUUUCACAAUUUCAAAGCCAAUGUUGCUCCUAAGCAACAUAUAUAGCUUGUUCCCAGCCCUACAGAAAACAGCAUGGCCAUGAAUCACAUGUUCUAGGAUCUUUCCAAAAUGGCUGCCUCAACAAGCAAGCAAGAAGCACGCGUAAGGUAAGAAAUAUUCGUUUAAAUCUCUACCGUAUUCACAUUUCCUGAUAUUUUUAAUUAGAGAAAACAACAAGCAUUAUUCGAAAUUAAUAUUUAUUCAUUUAAAGUCAGGAAAUAUAUAAAAUUACUCGAAAAAUAGACCACAAAAUAUAUGUGUUGCUCACAAGCAACAUUGGAUACAAAGUGCAACAUGGAUAUGACCACAUGUGAUGUAUGUUUUUAUGUUAUUAUUUCAUUUUUAGCGAUAUUUACUUAUAAGUAUUCUGUAAGUUAUUGCAAAACACACAAAUCUAGGAGAACAAAAUGUUAGAAAACCAUUGUCAUUACAUAUUUUGUUUAUAUUUUGAUUUUUUGUGACAUUUCUUACCAAAAUGUAUAUUUUAUUCCAACAGGUAAAGGAUUUUGUUGAAAUUGAUGACAUUUUGGAUACAGUAACAGGGUCUGAUAGCCAAUGUGAUGUUUUGUCGUCUGGAGAUGAGUUGAAUGAUGAUGGUGAUGACGAUUGGGAGUUGGAUAAUGUUCAAGGUGGUUGUCGUGGCGAUUAUGGUGAUGAUUCAGGCAUUAGUGGUGGUAAGGAUGGUGACGACGAUGGAAUUGUUAGUGGUGAUGGCAAUGAUAACAAUGAUGAUGACAAUGAUGAUAAUGUACCUCUGGCCUGUCGAAAGAAAAGCGAGUCAAAGUAUAAGUUUGAAAAGUGGCAACCAUUUCUACCACGUCCGCUACCCCUGUUUAUUCCAGAACCCAAUAUACCAGCGCCCGAUGAAAGAACACCUGUUGAAUAUGUCAACAUGUUUUUGACUGAUUACAUUAUUGACAAUUUAGUGGAAGAAUCCAACAAGCAUGCAACCGAAAAGACAGGCUCAUGUCCAAAUUUUACCAAAACAGAGAUGACAGCCUACGUUGGUAUUUAUUAUUUGAUGGGAAUUGUCCGACUUCCAAAGAUUGACAACUAUUGGAGGUCAGAUUUCGGUAUGGUCAAUUCUAUUUAA
Molecule: messenger RNA, 2585 nt
Organism: Paramuricea clavata
Lineage: Eukaryota; Metazoa; Cnidaria; Anthozoa; Malacalcyonacea; Plexauridae
Source: the annotation of a GenBank genome assembly